AGUAUCCGAAUAUAGCAGAAAACAUAACGAAAAAAAAAAAGAAAAAAAUUGAAAAAGCAAAGAGAAAAAGUCAACACACACAGGCAAAGUUCUGUUGGUUAGAAGAGGACGUCGAAUUGUGUGCUGUUUUAUCCUCGCAUCGGGCUCGUGUGUAUGUGCGCUGAUAACGGUAACAAGUGGCAAUAAUCGAGAAUAAAUUAAUACAAAGAAGGGCUUGGCCAGGCGGAAAAGGGAAAAGUAAAUAUCCGGAAAAGUGAAACAAGUACAGAGCCAGCCAGCCAGUCAAGUGUACAAGCUUGUGGCAUAUCGAGUUCUGCCACUUCGAAAGCGAGUAGCAGUGCCAGUGCCAGUGAAAGUGUGUUAGUGCGCGAGUUUCCUGAGAAGCCACAACGUCGUCCUCCAAACCAACGACGUCGUCUGCUGCCGCCGCCGCCGCCGCCGCUGCACGCCAGAGCCCACCGACAGGAGCAGGAGCGGGAGCAGCUGCAGGGAACAAUCAACGCAGCGGCGGACGCAGCGGCCAGCGACGUCGCAGUAGCAGCAGUAAUCCCCACGCCGGCACAACGAAAGCGACCAGCGGCAGCGGUGGAGCUGGCAGCGCCGGCGGAGGCGGUGGCGGCGUCAAGCAGAGCGUCAGUCGCAACAGCAACAUCCGGAGCAGCAGCUCCAAUAGCACCAUGGCCUCAGCCAACCAUCGGAGCGGGCGCGCUGGCGGGGCCGUGGCCGGCGCUGGGGACGGCAACGCCAUCGUGGGCCUGCAGAUCGGCUCAGCGUGGUUUCAGCGCAAAAUCAAUCUAAGGCCACAGCACCGCGGCGUCCAUCUGGUAACCGAGGAGAUACUCAGACAGAUGCCGGAGCUGGCUCACUUCUCCGUGGGACUAUGUCAUAUGCAGAUUCUUCACACCUCGGCGAGCUUGGCGUUAAACGAAAGCUGGGAUCCAGACGUCAGAGACGAUAUGGAGAUGAUGUUGAACAAAAUAGUUCCCGAAGGCUUGCCCUACAGACACUCGUGCGAGGGACCCGACGACAUGCCCGCACACGUGAAGGCCUGCUUUCUGGGCAGCUCACUGACAAUCCCCAUUACGGACGGCAAGCUGUCGCUGGGCACGUGGCAGGGCGUCUGGCUGUGCGAGCAUCGGGACCAGGCCGGCUCCCGCAAGCUGGUGAUCACGCUGACUGGCUGCCCGCGCGAGCAGGCCCGCAGCCCGCUGUCACCCGUCUCGCCCAUCGCCAGCACGUCCAGUUAGGGGCGGCCUCGCUCCACCCGCGACAGCCGGUAAUCGCGGGGGAGCGACAAUAAUGACAUCAUUUCGUCGAGGAGGUUGAUACUACAAAAGAAUUUAGCUAAGGCAACGGCACAGCAGAGGGCAGCGGCUGUCAUAGCCGCCGGCCGUGGAUUGGGAGGAGGAGCGGGCGCACCACCAAAUGUGCCUGGCAUCGAGACAAAGACGAGCCGCCUGCUGCUGCGGCAGCAGCUCCACCUCAAUCUCAAUUUGAAUGUGCAAGAGACGUUGCAGGAUGGCGUUGAUAUUGAUGAUGUUGAUGAGGAUGUCUGCGAUGACGAUGAGGCUGAAGCUGAGUACCAACUCAAUGAGGAGGAGGAGGAGGAACAGCUUAGCUCAGCUCUCUUAGUCGUCGCCGAUAAUGGUCAGAGCAGUAGUGGGCGUUGCCAUCGGGCUGGUGAUAAUCUACGAACCGUCACAACAGUGCCUCAACUUAACGAACAACCUACAACUAAGAUCACCGCAACCAGAACAUCAUCGGCAGCAUCCAGUUCAUCGGCAGCCGCAGCAUCAACAGCAUUAGCUAAAUUCAAUCGCAUCAUUGACUCUACGCUGGAGAGGCCCCAAAUGGCGGCAGUGCCAACGUUGCCACAGCUGAGCAGUGCAACGCUGCAGCAGCGCUUCAAUUUGGCCUAUCCAGAGUUGAUUCCCCAACAGCAGCAACAGCAUGAUGCGAUCAGGACGAUCAACAGCCUCAAGGGGACACCAAGAGUAGAUCGUGGCUCAGGCGCCGUUGCCAGCACUCCAUUAACAUUUGCAGCACACAAAUCGAUAGCAACGGCGCAGGAGGAAGAACAGGAAGUAGCAGCAGAAUCAGCUGCGGAAUCAGGAGAGGAAGAUAACGAAGCGGUCGCCCUUCACGACGAUGAUCAUCCCCACCACGACGAGGAUAAUCAAAUGAAACGAAAUGAUGUGCAUUAUUUGUUGAAACAGUUAAAUAGUUUUAGUGAUAUAGAAGAAAUAGAAAUUGUUGAUAUGAAGCAAAGAAAACAGCGUCCGCCUCCGCGUCCACGUCCACCCAUGGCGUCGAGCUCGCUGAUAAUGAUGCCUGCGUCGCCGCCAUCACCAUCCACGCAGUCCCACAAGCAGGGACAGCGUUUUGCCUCUGGCGGUCAUAACUCCAGUACCGCCAGCUCGGUGCGGCUGCAGCAGUUCGACGAUUAUCUGUUCGAGUCCUGCCACUAUCUGGAGACAAACUACUUUGCCGCUACCUAUCGCACUGCCAUGGUCGAGAGCAGCUCGCACGAGUUUCGGCCCUCGACCAACAGCAGCUCAAACAGCUUUGAGCUGCACGAGAUGGAGCCACCCAGUGUCAUCUGCAAGGCGGGUGCGCCCCUGGCCACGACUCCGCCGCCCCAGUACCAAUACCAGUACCAGGCGGAGUCGCGGCUGACCACCAGUGGCGUGCAGACCGAGCUGACCGUGGAGUCGCUGGCCAAGCUCAGCAACAGCGCCAGCAGCUCGUCCAGCACGCGGGCGCCCCCCUUCUUCAGGUGCUGCUACACGCCCAUCGAUCGCUGGCGGGAGCGUCGACUGGUGGCGCGCCAGCAGAAGACCUCCGCACCCUCGAAAAACGGGCAGGCGAGCCAGAGCCAUCCAGUCUGACACUGGGACACAGGCUCUAGUUCAGAGAUUGAGAUUCAACAUGUGCCUGGCUAAUUUAUUUUGGUCGCUGUUCUCAUUUGCGAUAUCAACAAGAGAUUCCAUUUCGAACGACAGUCGUUACACGAGCACCCCAAACCCAAUGACAGUCCCAAAUCCAAUUAUUCGCUGGAACGUCAUUCCGCUAAACGUAAACAAUUAUAGUAACAAUUUUUUAUACGCCAGCAGCCAGCAGACACGAGCCACACACAGAUAGACAUAAACAUAUGCACAUUUUUGCAACACACGGGAGAAUGCAUAAAAAUCCAAAUAAAGGUUUGUUCACAUGAAUGAAAUGUUUAACAGAAAAUUCAAAAAUUAAGAAAAUUAUUACUAAAUGUUACAUGUGAAAACUGUUCAAUCGCUUCCCCAAACUUCAGCAAAUGCUUCGAAGGAUUUUGUAAGUUCUCUGUCAGAGAUUUCUUUCAAGUGAACGCAACUUGGGCCGAUUUGGGAAUGUUUCAGUACACAGAUUACAGAUUAUUGUUACAAGAAUUAAGCAAAGCGUAGACGAGAGAGCUUGUAUAGUAAAAUGAUAACUAAAGAAAUUGUGAAUAAUGUUAAUUAAAGCAGAAGGAACGCGCACGCUGUACAUUUAUUUGUGUUUAAACCUGUCUUGUCCGUUUGUCUGUCUAUUUUACUCGUAGAGUUAUAAACCCCUGGCGUGCGCGUCAUAAUUGUUGAUACAUAAACCAAACAAAAGCAAUUGUUACAUCAAUUAGACACAAUUUUAUUGAUUUACACUCUAAGCAACCGACCGAAAAUCGUUCUGUUUAUGUUUGAACUAGACCUUCGUUUUGGACUCGUAAGCUUAUAAGGAAUUGUUGUUAACACAAGAGCACAAGAGAAGUAAACCACAAAAUGUACGACUAGACACAAAGGAUCGCUUAACACUUAACUCGUUUAACCAAGAGCAAUAUUAGUUUUUAAACCAGUUUGAAAAAUGUCAAUUUAUGUUUGGAGCACGAGUGAAUCGAAAUAUAUCAUGCGCCUCAGAUCACACGAUUUAGUUCAAUAAAUAAAUACAACACAUA
Molecule: messenger RNA, 3958 nt
Organism: Drosophila guanche
Lineage: Eukaryota; Metazoa; Arthropoda; Insecta; Diptera; Drosophilidae
Exons: 5
Source: RefSeq, a predicted model, not a curated record